AUGAAAGCACCCGACUCUUUCUGGAACCUUGGUUUCUGGUGCGACUUCCACCGAGACCACGGUCACAAAACAGAGGACUGUGUCGCACUAAAGAUCGAGGUCAAUGAACUACUUAAGAAAGGACACCUCAGGGUGUUCCUUUCCGAGAAGGCCAAGGUCCAUCUAAGCAAGGAGACAACGGGAAAGCCCACUGAAGCUGCUCUUGUCUCGCCACCUCGACCGGAUCGAGUGAUUCAUGUAAUAUCGGGCGGUUCGGAGAUCAGCGGGAUAAGCCAUGCAGCCGCGAAGAAAAGCAACUGGAACGCCAAGCACGGCCUAGAGGCAGCCAAGCCAAAACGCCUGCUUCUAGGCACAGACGAAAUAAGUUUCACGGCCAAGGAGCAGGAGAAAGUUCUCACCCCACAUCAUGACGCCCUGGUCAUAUCUUUCACUGUAGUGAAAUGCCUGGUGAAAAGGAUACUGGUAGACAAUGGAAGCUCCGGCAACAUUAUCUUCCAGGCCGCAUACAAGGAUCUGGGGUUGGAGGAAAGCGCUCUAACUCGGAGGAUAACCCCGCUUAUAGGGUUCAGCGGAGAAGUCAAACAAACCGCUGGAGAGGUGACCCUUCCCGUAUACGCUGAAGGGAUCGACAUGUUAACCAAGUUUCUCGUUGUUGACUGUGACUCGUCCUACAAUAUGAUCCUAGGACGGCCUUGGAUUCAUGGCAUGGGAGCCGUCCCUUUGACUCUUCACCAGAAGGUGAAAUUCCCUACACCCUGGGCAUAA
Molecule: messenger RNA, 765 nt
Organism: Brassica napus (rape)
Lineage: Eukaryota; Viridiplantae; Streptophyta; Magnoliopsida; Brassicales; Brassicaceae
Exons: 1
Coding region: 1-765 (254 amino acids)
Source: RefSeq, a predicted model, not a curated record